This is a messenger RNA of Purpureocillium lilacinum, 498 nucleotides long. Its product is annotated as RNA-splicing factor. Lineage: Eukaryota; Fungi; Ascomycota; Sordariomycetes; Hypocreales; Ophiocordycipitaceae. The record is from RefSeq and is a predicted model, not a curated record. Gene Ontology annotation, cellular component: nucleus.
AUGUCUGACAACGUUGGCCUGUCCACGCCCCGCGGCAGCGGCACCUCGGGCUACGUCCAGCGCAACCUCGCGCACAUCAGGCCCCGCGACCAAGCCGCGCCCUACCCCAAGGACCUCGACAGCCUGCGGCACCGACAGCGCCAGCCCGACAAGGGCAUCCUCGAGCACGACCGCAAGCGCCAGAUCGAGGUCAAGGUGUUUGAGCUGCGGGACAAGCUGGAGGACGACGAGGUCGACGAAGAGGAGAUUGACCGCCGAUGCGACGAGCUGCGGCAAAAGCUGACCGCGGAAGCCGAAGUGGGAAAGAAGACCGGCGGCCCGAGAAAGACGUUCAAGGAGCACCAAGUCCAUGAGAUGGCCGACGCCAAGAUCAAGGAGAGCGAGCGGUUGCGAAGGGCCCUCAAAAUCAGCUCCGACUACGAGGAGGGCAGCCACUGGAAGCGACAAGAGGAGAGGCUGCGGACAGCCCUCGACAGGGAACCGGAUGCAAAGGAGUAG